This is a messenger RNA of Aspergillus mulundensis, 603 nucleotides long. RefSeq names its product autophagy-related protein 101. Lineage: Eukaryota; Fungi; Ascomycota; Eurotiomycetes; Eurotiales; Aspergillaceae. Bases 1 to 603 code for a protein of 200 amino acids. The transcript is spliced from 3 exons. Gene Ontology annotation, cellular component: phagophore assembly site. The record is from RefSeq and is a predicted model, not a curated record. Gene Ontology annotation, biological process: autophagy; autophagosome assembly.
AUGGAGCCCCGCAAAACCCCUCCAGAGUACUUCCUAGAGAUCUUCGCCGACACGACAACAGUCAGGGACGUGCUAAAAGGCGUCCUCAACCUAAUCUUCUUCCACCGAUACUUCCCAUCAAUCCGCCCAACCACAUUCGACGUGCUCGAUUUCACGCUCCCCGCCAUCAACGACGUAGAUCUAGAAACGCUCAUCGACUCGCGCAUCAGCUCGCUAGUCCGCCAGCACUCCUCGUCUGCCCCCGGGGCCCAUGACUCAAGCGGCGUGCGCGGGCGCAUCGCCGUCGAAUUCUACGAAAAGAAGCGCAGGCGCUCGAACAUGUGGUUUACUGGCUUGGCGGGGAAGGGCGAGGAAGAGGUUUGCUGGGAGGUGUGGAACCUAGAUGUGACGGUUGCUACUCCACGGACGGAAUCGGAACGCGCAAAGGUCCGCAAAGCAAUGGAGAAUAUGUUGCAAAAGGCUGCGCUCAAGAUCCUGGCCGUGGUCAACCGCGAUAAAGAUCACAUACCCCCUAUAACCACCACCGAUUCGAAUCCGUUUCCAUAUCGCAUCAUCUUGAAUCCGCGUACGGAUGGCUGGCAGAACCGGUUCGGCCUUUAUUAA